CUAGCCAGGGUUGGAAUAUUUUUUUAAUGAUUUUAAAAGGGUUUUAUGUCUGGAAUAAAAAAUACCAGAGGAGAUGGAAUUUGAAGAACACCACUGUGAGCAAGAUGAAGAAAAAUAUCAUAUGGAAAUGGAGUUAGAAAAUAGAUUUGGCUCUUUUAUCCAUGGUAACUGCGAACUUCAUUUUUAGAUGUUUUUAUUAAAAAUUUUCGUAAUUUACUUUAAGUGUAAAACAAAAUGUACAACCGAUAUGUGAAUAUGAAGACUCGUUGCCGUGCGCAGAUAUGUUAACCAAUUUCAGAACAAAGUAUAAAGUAGAAUGUAAAAUUGGUGAAGGUUCUUUCUCAGAAGUUCUAAAAUGCAAAGACAAACAUUCAGGUUUAAUGAUAGCUGCGAAACAGUUGAAAAAAUCCUUUCGCAGUGCAACUCAUGCAUCAGAACUGCCAGAAUUGAUCGCAAUGCGCAAACUCACAAAACAUUCCAAUAUACUCCACAUGUUAGAAUCCCAUUUUGACCCGUUGACAGGGAAAGUAACUCUGGUGUUUGAGUUAAUGGAUAUGAGUCUUUAUGAUAUGAUGAAAACUCGGAAAAGUGUACCUGAAGUUCGUGCAAAGAAUUACCUGUAUCAGAUUGUAAAAGGGGUAGAUCACAUUCAUCACCAUGGCAUCUUCCAUAGGGACAUCAAGCCAGAAAAUAUAUUAGUCAAAGGUGAUUUAUUAAAAAUUUCUGAUCUCGGCUCCAUAAAAGGGAUCUACGCUCGACAUCCUUAUACCGAAUACAUAUCCACAAGAUGGUACCGUUCCCCUGAAUGCUUACUCACAACUGGGUUUUAUGGACCCAAAAUGGAUGUUUGGGCCAUCGGAUGUGUGUUUUUUGAGCUCCUCACGCUCAAACCCUUAUUCCCAGGAUCAAGUGAACUCGACCAGAUCGCAAAGAUCAACCAUGUUUUAGGCACUCCGAGCCCAAGGCUUUUGGCAAAAUUUAGAAAGCAUAAAUGUAGGAACAGCAGUGUCUGCUUUCCAGCGAAGCAAGGCACUGGCCUGCAUCAAUUAAUGCCUUUCAUUAGUGAAACGGGGAGAGAUAUUUUCAAACAUAUGAUCGUGUAUGAUCCCGAUGUGAGGAUUAAUGUAAGACGGCUCAUGGACCAUAAAUAUUUUGCUGAAUUUAGGGAUAAUGAAAUGUUCCAAGCUCCUUCUGUUUCACAAAGUCAACAGCCAGAAAAUGGUGCAAAGGCAAAUUGGAGAAACCCUGCUCUUUUAAGUUACCUCACUUUAGAAAAACGAAGACGUCCAAAAAUUAGAAAUAAAAGAAUAAAUGCCAAACAUUCUGAGGUGGCCGAGAAGGCCUCGACUACCAGAGUGGCAAUCCAUAAGAGAGUAGCUGCUCAAAAACCGAUUUCAGACUAUUUGCCAGUGCCUCAACAGAAGGCAAACUCCAUCGCAGUCCCCCAGGCACAAGUUUCUAUUCCAGCCCCUUCACCACAACCAGUACCUCAGCCAAUGGUGCAAGAAUCACCACAGACCCAAAUAACCCAAUUAGUUCCAAGACCAAAUCAACUCAUGAUCGCGCCUCAACCACAGAAAAGGCUUUUACCGAACACUUUACAGACAAACCAGCCACAAAUUACACUACAGAAAACCAUCAAGAGAGCAAACGCCUCUGUUUCAUCCCUAACUGCUAAAAAGGGUAUGGUCGGUACUGUCAAAUUAUCUCUCCCAACGAAUAAAGUACCACAACCGGCUAUUAUGAAUCCAGCAUUGGAAAAAUUAAAAGCAAGACUUAAUGCCAAAGGAACCAGUGGAAAAUCCUUCAGACCACCAGUAAAUAAACUUGGUUUGGUUAAUAAAAACCCACAUCUUUAUGCCGACCCUAAUCCUGCAAGAUGAAAUUGCCCAUUUAUUAUAGGUUAUCAGCAGUCAAUCUAGGGCGAAACGUUGUGGGGUGAUUAUGUGAAUCGCUUCAUUCUUUAGAGAAUCUAUAGGUGACAUAUUGCCAUGAGUAUUUCUUAUUAAAAAAACCUAUGGCGAAUUUUAUUUUGUCUGGACUAGUAAACAUAAAUCAAUGGAUGGCGAAACUGCCACAUCCCCCGCAACUAGCCUACUUCUAAGAAACAGCGGUCUACCCCGCAAAGCUUUAAUGCUAACAACAAUCUGAAUAAAAUAUACUUAAUUUAUAGGAAAA
Cimex lectularius (bed bug) is the source of this 2178-nucleotide messenger RNA. RefSeq names its product MAPK/MAK/MRK overlapping kinase-like. Gene Ontology annotation, cellular component: nucleus; cytoplasm. Gene Ontology annotation, biological process: protein phosphorylation; intracellular signal transduction. The transcript is spliced from 13 exons. Gene Ontology annotation, molecular function: ATP binding; protein serine/threonine kinase activity. The coding region runs from base 282 to 1883 and encodes 533 amino acids. The record is from RefSeq and is a predicted model, not a curated record. NCBI's taxonomy places the organism in Eukaryota, Metazoa, Arthropoda, Insecta, Hemiptera, Cimicidae.